Chrysemys picta bellii (western painted turtle) is the source of this 1823-nucleotide messenger RNA. The record is from RefSeq and is a predicted model, not a curated record. NCBI's taxonomy places the organism in Eukaryota, Metazoa, Chordata, Testudines, Emydidae.
CACUGAACUUCCGCUUUCCUCUCUCUUCACAAGAAAUUUUUUAGAAUUAGAGACAAAACCAAGAAGAGGAAACCUUUGCAACCCUUCCUCUCAGAAGAAUGUAUUUUUUGGUGAUCCUGGCUUUUCUAGGACGAAUUACUGGUGAGACUUUCUUUCAUCAUUAUGAAAAUGGAAAUUUCACACUUACGUGCAAUGAAACAGUGGCUAAUGGGAAGAAGGAAACAGUUUGGUAUGAAACUGGAGAAUCUCUGCAAGAAUUCCAAGUAAUCAACUACUGCAGUAAUCAACAGCCCAAAGUAAUCAACGGACCAAACAAAUGCUCUGAUAAAACAAAGUGUACAAACCAAUUAUCAUAUUCUGCUUCCAAAGGUGGUGGGGUAUUUGCAUGUGAGCAAUUUACAAAUACUGGAACAUCACAGACUUGCCCACUCUUUACCAUUGUGGCUCACUGCAGACAUUAUACCUUUUUUAUCGUGGUGAUAAUAAACAUGACUGCAGAUAAGGAGACAUUUGAGACCAUUCCUGCAAAAUCACACGAUAAUCAUUUAGUACAAGAAGAAAGUAACAUCUCUCUCUCUUGUGAAUUUCAAAUGAAGCGCUCAGGACAACCAUUUAUUAUAUAUUGGAUCAAAUAUAAAGAAACAAGCAAAUGCCUGUCUUCUGUUGAGAGAGAGCCAUAUACUUUCUCGUAUAAUACACAUUGCUGUAUUGAUGAGAUGAUCGAAGGACGACUAUUGAACUAUACAAGCUUAGAUUCAAACAAGACACACGUAGUCCAUAAUAUGACCAUCUUGAAUGUUACUUACUCCGACAGUGGAACUUAUUUAUGUGUUGUAAAUGCCUGGUCAAGAGAUAAACAUGUGUGGAAGAUUGCAAAUAACCUUUCUAUAGAAGUGAGGAAGCAAGCCAUUCCAUCCUCUGCUUCCAUGCCAUUGUAUGCCACCACUGGAUUGAUCGUAGGGAUUAUUAUCAUCAGUGGGAUAGCAUGGUUGAUCUAUAACAAGAAAACCAAAUCAAAAGGAAAGCCAUCUGCACAACUUCCCAGAGCUCAGGAUGCUCUUGAAAUUCCAGGAGAUGAAUGUUCCCCGUACGCAGUGAGAAGCAGCGAAGACUUGCAAAGAAAUGAAGUGUUGUGUUCACUUGGAACAAGCCCAUAUGAGGACCCAAAUGCAGCCUAUUGUACAGUGGAUAACACUGCAGCAACUGGCAAGGGGCCAGGAGAUGAAAUACAGACAGUCUAUGAAGUGGUGCCACAAUAGCUGUUCCUAGGAGCUGGAGAAUGGACGUCGGUUUGAAAAUAACUAUGUACUUUUGGCUGAUUUUAGGGGAAAAAACUCAGCAUAGUAGCCUUGACUACCCAAUUUUGACUAUUCAAUGAGCUAUCUUAGAAAAUAUUAUGGGGCAGAUCCUCUACUGAUAUAAAUUCUCAUAGCUCCAUUAUGAAGCUAUGACCAUUUGCACCAGAGAAACAUAGGAAUUGUCACACUCAGACCAUUGGUUCAUUUAGUUCAGAAAAUUCUCCAGCAGUGGCCUUUAUCAGAUGUGUCAGAAGUAGAUUCAAGAAUCCCCAUAAGGGACAAUUAUGGCAUAACUCGCUCAUAGGGGAAGUUUCUUCUCAACACCUAUCGGCUAGAAAUUGACUAUCCCCUGAAGCGAGAGGGUUUUAUAGCCCUCAUACAUCUUAUCCUAUCUAAUGUAAAAUUAUCCUUACAGCAGUGUUUCCCAAACUUGGGACGCCGCUUGUGUAGAGAAAGUCCCUGGCGAGCCGGGCCGGUUUGUUUCCAGCAGCUCCCAUUGGCCUGGAGCAGCGAACCGCGGACAGU